Messenger RNA from Sclerotinia borealis F-4128, 2544 nucleotides. NCBI's taxonomy places the organism in Eukaryota, Fungi, Ascomycota, Leotiomycetes, Helotiales, Sclerotiniaceae. The record is from the annotation of a GenBank genome assembly.
AUGGCAGUAGAAAGUCCAUUGCUUGCCUCGCCUGUCAACGUCAUGUCAGCCGUCUCUCCAUAUACAGACUUCUCUCUAUCACCAUGUUCUCCUUCAAUUCAAAGAUCUCCAUAUUACCAAUCGCUAUCCGCGCGAAAUUACUCGGGCUCAACCCUUCAACCAACUCACAUGGAGGACGGCCUCUCUCCUGCGAGUGCGCACCUAAUUAGUCCAAUGAGUGACAUGGUGGGACCUUCGCCAGUGACCUCAAAUGGCACUACAACUACAGAUAUUGAGGAUGAGAUGGCAGAUGAAGCUAUGCAUCAUGAGGAAAUACCUAGAGCCGACUCACAACUUACCUUGAAAAGGCUCAGCACAAAUCUACCGGAGAGGUUCCGUGCUUCCAUCGAGGAUGAGUCUGUGUCUGUCAUCCAUGCCCCUGAGGGCUACGCAAAAUUUCUGUUUAGUGAUGCGACACCAGUACAAUCGGCAAAGUCACUUUUGGAUCGUUCCACACCAACUCCGUACCAACAGUCUAGAAGCUCAAGAACUAGCCCAAGGACGAGCCCUCGUACCAGUCCUACAUUUCAUCAAAAGACCAGUCCGAGAACCAGUCCUAAAACUAGCCCUAAAACUAGUCCAAGUACGAGCCCAAGAAUGAGCCCAGACCACCUUCAGGUUGAUGAGCAUGCGCACAAGUUUAUCGAGCCCAGUCUGGUUUCACCUCCACCGAUCUCUACAGAUAUAAGACCGAUCAGAUUCGGUUUAGAUAAUCAAACACCUCGAGCACAAACUCGCCAAGAAGUCGAAUCGUUUUCGGAAGAGAGACGACCAUCUCGACCAAGCAGUCUCGAAGGUAUAAUCGAAGAAGAAGAUAUGAGGAUGUCUUACUCACUCGAUGUAGGAAUUCCGGAAGAACUGCUCAAAGAUUUUUCGGAAGACGAUUUCGAUGCUCGGACAGUUCACAAUGCGGAUGAGGAGAUUACUGCCUUGAAGACGGCUUUGAACGAAUGUUGGACUCUUUGCAAUACGUUAGCCAGUCUCAGUUCCAUCCACCGUGAAAGAAUAUUCAGCUUUUCUGGGUCCGGCGAUGCUCACGAAAAGGCUUGGAAAUGUUGUUGGAGACUGUGCAAGAAAUUGUACGACAGUCGUGACGAAGAUCAUGAAAUUCAUGUUAGGCCAACACUCGAUCUGUGUAGAGAUUUUUGCCAAUCUCUAUUUGAUGUCCGCCAAAAAAAGGAUGAGGUAGCUGAUUCAGUAUUGAGGGUCAGCUUCGAAUUAAGCAACCACUUAUACAAUACACACGAUCGCAAUCUCCCCGAAGCUUUCCGAGAAAGAACUCUGGAUUUUUACAUAACCUUAUGCCAUCGUCUCAUGAAACAAAGAAGUGAGCUUGCUGAGGAGACUGAUGCUCUUCUCCGUGCUUGUUGGAGCUUGGCUGAAAUGCUUUUCAGUCUCCGGCAAAACAAAAGAGAAGGAAAAAUGGCAGAUGAAGAGCUUCUUGGAUCUGCUGUUCAAGCUUGCUGGGAGUUAUGUGACCUUUUCCGAGAAGGUUGGACACAAGUCCGUCCUGAGCGGGGUACACCCCGCCCAUCCCAAACGACAUUUAGGGCAGCAUCUGAUCAAAUGUCUCGCUCAUCACACACCAAAUCUAGUAGUCUAGCUUCGCUAUCGGAGAAUCCUGAUGAACAUACACCUACAAGAUAUGUCAUCCUACCUGAAACCCCGACGACCGAUUUUGAAGACACCCCUAUCACACCCGAGGAGGACUCGCCGAACAUCCCCAACAUCAUGGUUCUAGGUUCGGAAAGACCCCCACGAUGGUCAUCCGCCGCUUCUUCACUUUCUGGAUACUCUCAAGAAAGUGGUGCUAGCACAGUGACCAAUGGGAAUUUGCCCGAGGACCUCAAUCUGACACGACUCAAGAUACUGAUUUUGAAAGCUUCAAUGAAUGUGGGGUAUUCAAGAACAGCAAUUUCUUCUACGGGAUCGCCCUUGAAACUUCAGAAUUUUGUCAAGGCACUACCAACUGGUUCCUUUGGCUCAUUACCAGCACAUGCGAAUCUACUUUCAUCAUAUCGAAACCUAGUAUUGAGCGAUCCUACUUUCAGAAGUCCAAGUUCGUUACCUCCUCCAGGAAAGAAAGUUUCGGCGCCUGAUCUCGCCAAGAGUGUUAGUUGGAUGAUGAGAGCUGGACAAUACACAUUUUUGAAAGAUUUGUUCAGAAUGGUGUUCGGUUUCCGUAUUGAUGAAGCCGAUUCUCGAAAAAAUAUCAGCAUCUCAGUAUUUGAUAUUACAAGCUGCGAGUUUGUCACAAACAAUGCAUGCAAUGCCAUUGUUUCAAAUCUUGGGAAUGUCUCACGCGGUCAUGUCCCAGACGAAGUCAUUGUCGUAGGCACAUUGCAGCUUUGUGUCUAUGGGAACGUUGGUUGCAACUUGAUGCUGCUCAACACUUUACAUACCGGUAUGCCUUUUUCUUUUCAUGAACAUCAUGACACGACUUUGUACGAAAUCGAAAUCGAAAUCGAAAUCGAAAUUAACGACAUUGGGGAUUUGGGAGGCUAG